Osmia lignaria (orchard mason bee) is the source of this 1648-nucleotide messenger RNA. RefSeq names its product peptidyl-prolyl cis-trans isomerase. Gene Ontology annotation, molecular function: cyclosporin A binding; peptidyl-prolyl cis-trans isomerase activity. Gene Ontology annotation, biological process: protein folding; protein peptidyl-prolyl isomerization. NCBI's taxonomy places the organism in Eukaryota, Metazoa, Arthropoda, Insecta, Hymenoptera, Megachilidae. Gene Ontology annotation, cellular component: cytoplasm. The record is from RefSeq and is a predicted model, not a curated record.
CGAUGUUAAACAGAAAAUCAUCGUUUUAUUACAUAAUAAUACUAUAAAAUAAUAGUUGAUUAUUUGGAAAACAUAAUAUUAAUUCCAUUACAGAACGAUAUAGAACGAUUAAGUUGUUUGAAAUUGAUUUUUGAGGGAGUAACACUCGGAACAUGGCGUUGAGAUCGAUCUGCCGGCUGUCAAUUGAUUCGACCUUCAGCCAUUUGAACCAUUUGGGAGCCACCGCCCGGCCAAGACGACCGUCUUUUACAUUGGUGUCACGAACAUUUGCUGCUGUUGCCGAAAAAAUGGGUUUACCACGUGUUUUCUUUGAUAUGACUGCAGACACCAAGCCUGUGGGACGUAUCGUGAUGGAGUUGAGGAACGAUGUUGUCCCAAAAACUGCAGAAAAUUUCCGAGCUCUGUGUACUGGUGAAAAGGGCUAUGGUUACAAAGGAAGCAGCUUCCAUAGAGUGAUCCCAAACUUUAUGUGCCAAGGAGGUGAUUUCACUAACCAUAAUGGCACUGGUGGAGAAUCCAUCUAUGGUUCAAAGUUUGACGAUGAAAACUUUGUCCUGAAACAUACUGAGCCUGGUAUCCUUUCUAUGGCAAAUGCUGGUCCAAAUACCAAUGGUAGUCAAUUCUUCAUCACCAGUGCCAAAACUAGUUGGCUGGAUGGCAAACAUGUUGUGUUUGGAAAAGUUGUUGAAGGAAUGGAUGUUGUUAGAAAAUUAGAGGGAAUGGGAUCUCAAAGUGGAAAAACUUCCAAAAAAAUUGUGGUAGCCGACUGUGGAGAAUUGUAGAUUGUUUAACUAGAUACUCUAAUGCUGAAUUUUUAUUUAGCUGUCGCAUACAACUGUUGCUGUCUUUAUUGUAUGACUCAUUCAUCCUGAUCAUCAUCAUUGUUCUUUAACGCUGGAUUUAGUUUUACAUUAAGAGAAAUGUACAACUUUUACAAACUGGUACAACAAAUUAUUUGUAUUGUAUUGUUUUUUUAUUACAAAUAAUUAAGGUUGGAAUACACUACAGAUUAGAUUUCACUAGCACUGUUCUCUCCGUUUUUCUCUCUGUCUCUUUUUUUUCUUUUAGUACAAAGUUGUUCAAUUUUACUUAAUCAUUACUUACCCUCUAUAUGGAAUGCAUUUAUCAUAUAUUGACAUUGAAUACAAAACAGGUGAAAAUAAUUUUAGAUCCACAUUCUUCCAUGCAAUAUUUCUCCUUUAAAUGGUAUGGCACAGUUAAACAUAUGUAUGGAAAGUUUCAUAAAAUAGUUUCUUCUGUGUGUACUGUUUGCAUUUUAGUAUCUAAGGAAAGCAAUUUCGUGAGUAUUUGCAUUUCUAAAGUUCAUAGUGAGUGUUACAUAAUUGGUAUAUAAUGCAUUUAUCUGUGAAGUUAUAAUGUUUUAACUUUUUCUAUUGUGCUUUUAUAUUUAAAUCCAGUUAAAUAAUGCUCCUAUUAACAAGAGCAUUACUCAUUUUUAUAUGUAUACACCAUUCCUUUUCUAAGCACAGAGUAAUUGAUAAUACAAGUUUCCUUAUUUGUAAACUGUAAUACCAGAUAAUGCCGUUAGAUAAAUCCAUCUUACUAUGAUGUAACACCAACGUUAAAGAAUGUAGUUCCAACGAUCACAAUAAUUCGGAUUUCUAUGAAAUAAAAUUGUUUUCAGAAA